AUGCAUUACGCUCUCCAAAUGCGGCCACACAACGCAUCUCACAAAAUUUGUUGUGCUGUCACAGAAUCGCAAAUGACUUGGCAACCAAUCGAAGAUCCAUUCGAUGUGAUGAUUAUCGGUGAUAAACGCUAUGAACAUUUUGGAGGUAAUUAUAAUGCUUUUUUCAAACAACUCAAAGAAUGGUUUCCCGAUGAGAGCGAUAAAAUCAGUGCAUAUGAACAACAUGUUGGCCAAUGUUUGGGUGAGGCAAUCUGGUGGUUUCGCAUCAAAUUCAUUCCAAUUUUCAUCACUCGCUUAUUGAUCAAGUCUGGUUUACUGGAUUUGAUCACGAAAAUGCGCAAACAUAUCGCUCAAACGCUUCAACAAUCAAUGCAACAAUUCGGUUUCAGCAAACAACUUCAAGCAGUGUGCUCAUAUUACUGCGUGAAUUAUGGUAACAUUCUUGCUUGA
Messenger RNA from Anisakis simplex (herring worm), 450 nucleotides. NCBI's taxonomy places the organism in Eukaryota, Metazoa, Nematoda, Chromadorea, Rhabditida, Anisakidae. The record is from the annotation of a GenBank genome assembly.